Molecule: messenger RNA, 936 nt
Organism: Myotis brandtii (Brandt's bat)
Lineage: Eukaryota; Metazoa; Chordata; Mammalia; Chiroptera; Vespertilionidae
Product: heterogeneous nuclear ribonucleoprotein A3-like
Molecular function (GO): RNA binding
Source: RefSeq, a predicted model, not a curated record
AGUCCAGUCUCAAAAUGGAGGGCCAUGAUCCUAAGGAACCAGAGCAGUUGAGAAAACUGUUUAUUGGUGGUCUGAGCUUUGAAACUACAGAUGACAGUUUGAGAGAACAAUUUGAGAAAUGGGGCACACCCACUAAUUUCGUGGUGAUGAGAGACCCCCAAACAAAACGUUCCAGGGGCUUUGGUUUUGCGACUUACUCUUGUGUUGAAGAGGUGGAUGCAGCAAUGUGUGCUCGACCACACAAGGUUGAUGGGCGUGUAGUAGAACCAAAGAGAGCUGUUUCUAGAGAGGAUUCUGUAAAGCCUGGUGCCCAUCUAACAGUGAAGAAAAUUGGUGGUGGUAUUAAAGAAGAUACAGAAGAAUAUAAUUUGAGAGACUACUUUGAAAAGUAUGGCAUGAUUGAAACCAUGGAAGUUAUGGAAGACAGGCAGAGUGGGGAAAAAAGAUAAUUUGCUUUUGUAAUUUUUGAUGAUCAUGAUACAGUUAAUAAAAUUGUUGUUCAGAAAUACCCCAGUAUUAAUGGGCAUAAUUGUGAAGUGAAAAAGGCCCUUUCUUAACAAGAAAUGCAGUCUGCUUGAUCUCAGAAGCUGUGGAGGUGGAUCUGGCAACUUCAUGGGUGGUGGAGGAAACUUUGGCCAUGGUGGAAACUUUGGUGGAAGAGGAGGCUAUGGUGGUGGAGGUGGCAGCAGAGGUAGUUAUGGAGGAGGUGAUGGUGGAUAUAAUGGAUUUGGAGGUGAUGGUGGCGACUAUGGCAGUGGUCCUGAUUAUAGUAGUAGAGAAAGUUACGGAAGUGCUGGUGGACCAGGAUAUGGAAACCAAGGUGCUGGAUAUGGUGGUGGUGGUGGUGGAAGAUAUGAUGGUUACAACGAAGGGGGAAAUUUUGGUGGUAACUAUGGUGGUGUUGGGAGCUAUAAUGAAUUUGGAAAUUACAGUGGA